Molecule: messenger RNA, 3009 nt
Organism: Striga hermonthica
Lineage: Eukaryota; Viridiplantae; Streptophyta; Magnoliopsida; Lamiales; Orobanchaceae
Source: the annotation of a GenBank genome assembly
AUGAUGUCAAGAUCUUAUACAAAUCUUUUAGAUUUAGCAUCUGGGAAUUUUCCAGUGAUGGGUCGGGAGAAGGAGCGCAAGCGUUUCCCUAGGGUAAUGACGGUCCCAGGUAAUAUUGUUGAGCUUGAUGAUGAGCAAGCGAAUAGUGUUACGUCCGAGAACCCAUCUUCAGUAGCUGGUGAUCGAAUGAUCAUUGUUGCAAACCUUCUGCCUCUGAAGGCAAAACGAAGGCCGGACAAUAAAGGUUGGAGUUUUAGUUGGAAUGAAGAUUCGUUGCUCCUACGUGUUAAGGAUGGCUUGCCGGAGGACAUGGAACUUCUUUAUGUUGGAUCAUUACCUGUUGAUGUUGAUCCUAUUGAACAGGAUGAUGUGGCCAGUUAUCUACUGGAGAAAUUUAAAUGUGUCCCUGCCUUCUUGCCGCCGAAUCUUUUAGCAAAAUAUUAUCAUGGCUUUUGCAAGAAGCAGCUGUGGCCACUUUUUCAUUACAUGUUGCCAUUUUCUGGUGAUCAUGGAGGUAGAUUUGAUAGGUCCAUGUGGGAAGCCUAUGUGUCUGCCAAUAAGAUGUUCUCGCAGAAAGUAAUUGAGGUGCUAAACCCGGAGGAAGAUUUCGUUUGGAUUCAUGACUAUCAUCUGAUGGUUUUGCCCACAUUUCUGAGGAGGCGUUUUGUUCGCCUGAGAAUGGGGUUUUUCCUCCACAGCCCAUUCCCUUCUUCUGAGAUUUACAGAUCACUUCCUGUCAGAGAAGAAAUUCUCAAAGCCUUGCUGAACUCUGACCUCAUUGGUUUCCACACCUUUGAUUAUGCACGACACUUCCUUUCCUGCUGCAGUCGGAUGUUGGGCUUGGAGUAUCAGUCGAAGAGGGGAUACAUUGGGCUGGAAUAUUAUGGAAGGACAGUGGGGAUAAAGAUUAUGCCUGUUGGGAUACAUAUAGGCCAUAUUGAGUCUGUGAUCAGGCAAGCAGAUAAAGAGCUGAAGGUCGAGGAGCUGAAGAGGCAGUUUGAAGGUAAAACGGUGUUGCUUGGAGUUGAUGAUAUGGACAUAUUCAAAGGCAUAAACUUGAAACUCUUGGCUUUUGAGAACAUGCUCAGGCAGCAUCCGAAUUGGCAGGGAAGGGCUGUGCUGGUGCAAAUUGCUAAUCCUGCUAGAGGUAAAGGGAUAGAAUUGGAGGCAAUAGAGGCUGAAAUAGAGGAGACAUGCAAGAAAAUAAAUAAGGAACUUGGGCGACCUGGGUAUGAACCUAUAGUAUUUAUCCAUCGUCCUAUAUCAAUCAGUGAGCGAAUGGCUUAUUACACGAUUGCUGAAUGUGUUGUGGUGACCGCAGUGAGGGAUGGGAUGAACCUGACUCCUUAUGAAUACAUCAUAUGCAGACAAGGCGUAUCUGGUGUGGAGACAGGGUCAGAUUUGGUUGGCCCCAAGAAGAGCAUGCUAGUUGUGUCUGAAUUCAUCGGGUGCUCUCCUUCCCUGAGUGGUGCAAUUCGGGUUAACCCUUGGAAUGUGGAAUCAACUGCUGAGGCCAUGAAUGAGUCGAUAUCGAUGGCCGAGUCAGAGAAGGAGCUGCGGCAUGAGAAGCACUACCGUUAUGUGAGCACGCAUGAUGUAGCCUUUUGGUCUAGAAGCUUCCUGCAGGAUAUGGAGAGAACUUGUGCUGAUCAUUUUAGGAAAAGAUGUUGGGGCAUUGGUCUGGGCUUUGGGUUUCGAGUGGUGGCACUUGAUCCUAAUUUUAGAAAGCUCUCCAUAGAUGAUAUUGUUUCUGCUUACUGUAGGUCCAAGAGCAGGGCUAUACUAUUGGAUUACGAUGGCACCUUGAUGCCUCAAAAUCAAAUUGUUAAGACCCCAAGCCCCCAAGUUCUUUCUCUCUUGAACAGUCUAUGCGGGGAUCCGAAGAAUAUAGUUUUUAUGGUGAGUGGAAGGGGGAGGGAUUGCUUAAACAGGUGGUUUCAUCCUUGUAAGAAGCUGGGACUUGCUGCUGAACAUGGUUACUUCAUAAGGUGGCCACAGCAUGAAGAAUGGGAAACAUAUGGGCAGAGUUCCGAAUUUGGUUGGAUGCAAAUGGCAGAACCUGUCAUGAAAUCAUACACUGAGGCUACUGAUGGUUCAGGAAUUGAGAGGAAGGAAAGUUCCUUAGUCUGGCAUUAUAACGAUGCGGACCCAGGGUUCGGUUUUUCUCAGGCAAAGGAAAUGUUGGAUCAUUUGGAGAGUGUUUUAGCAAAUGAGCCUGUUGCUGUAAAGAGUGGGCAGUUUAUUGUAGAGGUCAAGCCUCAGGGUGUUAGCAAAGGCAUAGUUGCAGAAAAGGUUUUUACAUCAAUGACAGAGAAGGGAAAACAGGCUGAUUUUGUUCUCUGCAUAGGUGAUGAUCGAUCGGAUGAGGAUAUGUUUGAGCUGAUUGGUAGUGCAGUGUCUAGGCACAUCCUUUCGUACAACACUGAAGUAUUUGGGUGCACGGUGGGGCAAAAACCGAGCAAAGCUAAGUACUAUCUGGAUGAUUCGUCCGAAGUUGUAGCAAUGCUCGAGUCUCUUGCCGAAGCUACUGAUUCCCCAGCCACUUCAGAUGAGGAGGAAGCUGGUGCUGCCUCUCCAAGGAAAAUCGGUCAUGCUCACAACAAACACUACAAACCCAGCCACCUGUCGGACGCAUACCACUUUGGACAUCCGGACAACACAAAUUGCAGUCGUUGGAUUCCAACCGCCACCGUCGAUCCCAUCGCCACUUCCAUAACCUGCAACUGCCACCCUCAACCAGUUCUCCAUCGUUUGCCUCCAGAUCCUUCAUCAAAUGCCUUGCACGACGACACAACGUCUCCAAUCGCCUUAUGCGAAUCGACCGGGAUUCUGUCGUUGCGCGCUUCCAAGUCCCGGCAUACUCGAGCAGGCCGUGAGACCUUGCGUGGGAUGACUCUAGCGACACUGUUCUACCGCUCCAAUUCCACAAACACGAUCGAGCUGCGGAUUCUAUCACCUCCGAUAAAGAAAGAGUCGAUUCAGGCUGGAGAUGGUGGCGUUGUGUGUUAG